Molecule: messenger RNA, 6373 nt
Organism: Anopheles stephensi (Asian malaria mosquito)
Lineage: Eukaryota; Metazoa; Arthropoda; Insecta; Diptera; Culicidae
Gene: kel
Product: ring canal kelch homolog
Exons: 5
Molecular function (GO): protein binding
Source: RefSeq, a predicted model, not a curated record
UUUUAAUUGAAAAUAUUUGCUAUACAUUUGCUAUUUUGAUGUGAAAGCAAACGGGCGUGUGUAAACAGCGCUUAAUCACUGCCAUAUUCGUUCCGUCACCUGUCCACUGUGGUGCGCGGUUCUGUGUGUGCGUGAGUGUUUGCAAUGCACAAGCCCCGUGUGCUUUAUGGAGGAAUAUUCUAAAUAAUUAAGUUUCCCGCUACAAACAACUCAGUUUCCGAUCCAUCCUCCAUUGUGCACGAUUAGUGGAAAACACGGUGACUGGAUGCAGUGUAUAAAAUAGUUCACGUCGAUGCAGAAUUGGUCACGUUCGCUUCCAGCUGCUGUUGCUGCUGCUGCUGCUGCUCAGUCUCUCAGGCUGUGUUUGCGGUGCUUUAGCGUGAAGCAGGAACUUCCGGAUCAUUCGUCCAGCAUACAAGAACCUGGUGGUUUUGGAACGACGCAGUACAUGAUGCUGUCUGGUGGUUGUUAAACGGUGGUUGAUUGCUCCUCAUCGAGUGCCGACGGUUUUGAGACGAGAAUUGGUGUUUUCCUCCAUCAGCAACAACAACAGAGAGAAAAACACACUCUGGUCAGGGCCCUGUCGUCAGUGUAUGCUAUCAUUUAUACAGUACACACUAGGAAUCAUGAGUAGUCUCGGUAACGGCAACAAUCAGCACAACAUCAACAGCAACACCGGAAGCAGCCAGAAUUCGGCCGCCGAAGGCACAAUGGAGCGCGGAAGCUGCAUCCUGGUACGUUAUGCAAGCCAAAACUCGCUGGACGAAAGCUCCCAGAAGCAGCUGCCACGGUCAAAUGGGAAGGAAAAAACGACCGGAGCGUACCGUAACAACAUCCACACGCAGCGUUCGUUCGAGGCGAUGAACAUGAUGCGAGAACAAAAUCUGCUCUGCGAUGUCGUGCUGGUAGCGGAAGGCAUUGAAAUUCCUGCCCACAAAAUGGUGCUGGCAUCCUGCAGUCCGUACUUUUACGCCAUGUUUACCGGGUUCGAGGAAAGCCGCCAGGAUCGCAUCACGCUGCAGGGAGUGGAUCCGCACGCCCUACAGCUGCUGAUCGAGUACGUGUACCGAGCGGUGGUAGAGGUGACGGAAGAUAACGUACAGAUACUGCUUACGGCGGCCAACUUGCUACAGCUGACUGACGUGAGGGAUGCGUGCUGUGACUAUCUGCAAACGCAGCUCGAUCCGAGCAACUGUUUGGGCAUUCGGGAUUUUGCCGACAUUCACGGAUGCAUCGAUUUGCUAAACUAUGCUGAGACGUACAUCGAGCAGCAUUUCUCGGAGGUUGUGCAGUUUGACGAGUUUCUUAAUCUUACCAGCGAUCAAGUGGCUCAUUUGAUCAAGAGUGACCGUUUGUCGGUUCCAACAGAAGAAAAGGUCUACGAAUGCGUCAUCACCUGGAUACAGUACGACGUGAACGGCCGCCAGCACCACCUAGCCGAGCUGAUGGAGCAUGUCCGCCUACCCUUGCUCUCGCAGGACUAUCUCGUGCAGUACGUCGAGAAGGAGCAGCUCAUGAAGGGCGAUCUCCAAUGCAAGGACUACAUCAUCGAAGCGCUCAAAUAUCAUCUGCUCAAAGGCGAGCAGAAAACGUGCUUCAAAACUCCUCGAACCAUUCCACGGCAGCCGGUCGGAUUGCCGAAAGUCCUACUCGUCAUCGGCGGCCAAGCACCGAAAGCGAUUCGCUCGGUCGAAUGUUACGAUCUGCGGGAAGAAAAGUGGUACCAGGUGGCCGAAAUGCCAACGCGCCGCUGUCGAGCCGGGUUAGCUGUGCUGGGCGAUAAAGUUUACGCCGUCGGAGGCUUCAACGGUUCGUUGCGUGUGAAGACGGUUGAUGUUUACGAUCCGGUGCUGGAUCAGUGGACCACGAGCCACAACAUGGAGGCACGCCGUUCGACGCUCGGUGUUGCGGUACUCAACAACUGCAUUUACGCUGUCGGCGGGUUUGACGGAUCGACGGGCCUAAGCUCGGCGGAAAUGUUCGAUCCGAAGCGGCAAGAGUGGCGACUGAUUGCUUCCAUGUCGACGCGCCGUAGUUCGGUUGGCGUUGGGGUUGUAAACGGGCUGCUUUACGCCGUCGGUGGAUACGAUGGUGCAUCGAGACAGUGUUUGGCUUCCGUCGAACGAUACAACCCGUCCACCGACACCUGGACACAGAUCGCGGAGAUGUCGGCACGACGCAGUGGUGCCGGGGUUGGAGUGUUGGAUAACAUACUGUACGCGGUGGGUGGUCACGAUGGGCCACUGGUAAGGAAAUCCGUCGAGGCGUACGAUCCGGCCACCAACACGUGGCGUGCGGUCGGUGAUAUGGCAUUCUGCCGUCGGAAUGCGGGUGUGGUCGCACACAACGGAAUGCUGUAUGUGGUCGGUGGAGACGAUGGCCUUUCGAAUCUGGCUUCGGUUGAGGUGUACAGUCCCGAGUCGGACAGCUGGCGCAUACUGCCCUCGUCGAUGAGCAUUGGCCGCAGCUAUGCUGGUGUGGCAAUGAUAGAUAAGCCCUUGUGAAGCGAGCAGCAGGGCGCACGGGUCGCCACCAAACAGUCCUACGCUUCCCACCAUCCCACCGGCACUAUUUACUCCCGGUACGCGAACUGUGCCGCCCUGCAGCAGGCGCAGAAUGAGGCGGCCGCUGGCCAGGCCGCCGGUUUCGGCAAUGACGAUGAAAACAGUCAGGCGGAAGGUCUCAAUCCGGAACCGGCGAACAGCAACAAUAGCGCGCCCAAUGGAAAUAAUGUACAUUACGAGAAUAUCUACGAAUCGAUCGAACAGUUUGCGCCCUUAAACGGUGGGAAUGGAGGAAAUGGUGGAGCCCAUGCGGGAAUCCCUGCUGGUUCGAAUCCCUUACAGUAUGCAGUCUUGAAUCAACCCCAACCGGGACCGUCUGGGCUCGGUCCCGGACAAGCACAUCGUUCUCUUGGUGGGGAAAGGGGAGCGGUAGGUGGUGGUGGUGGUGGUGGUGUUGGAGGUGGAUGCAUUCCUCCUCCGCCUCCAAGCAUGCUGCACAGCAUGCAGCAACUGUACCAUCCGAUGGCGUACCGGAACGAGCUUUACGAUCGCACGGCUGGCUACGAUGUUCCGCGUGGUCGUCCAGCACCCAGCUACUACCAGAAUCAACCCCCGACAGGACCUUCCGCCAACGGACGAUACCCCAAUCUUCAUCUCGAUCUGAAUCGGGUGCGCUAUCCUUCGGGAGCUUCAGCGCAACAGCAGCAAAGGACACCGCGGCAGAGAAGUUUCGAUGAUACCGAAUCCUACCACUAUUAUCGCUGUCAAAAUCAAUCGAACGGAACAGCCAAGUACGAUAACUUGUACGAACGCGUGAGAGAGGAACCGGCCUACCAAAACACUGGUUCCUUCGCACCGGCAGCAAACCGUGCUGCGGGUCUCUUUGGGCGGUUCGAUGUGAUUGGGCACGGUGUUGGACGCAUCGAGCGACACCUGAGCUCGUCCUGUGGCAAUAUCGAUCACUAUAGUCUUGGUGGACACUACGCCGUGCUGGGCCACAGCCAUCUUGGAACGAUGGGACACAUUCGGCUCAAUCAAUCGAACAGCAGCAGUGCGUCAAGUGCUAGUCCUUACGGUGCGAAUGGGCCGGCGACGACUUCCCAACCGAACCCCACCAAGGACUCGUCGUCGGUCAAUGUGAAGAGCUUCUUCAGCUGUCUUGGAGGCGAAAACUCCCAGUCGAUGAACAAUCUGAACAAAUCAUCUGCUGCGCAUGGAACUGCGAGCGGUAGUGCGCCUGCGGCUAAUGGAAAUGAAGCGACACUGCCGGGAUCAAUUUCUGGUGGAGCUUCAGGGGGAGGUGCAGGAGGAGCCGGAUCAUCGGGAGGAAACGGUGGACAAGGGUCAAGCAUUAUGGGUGGGCUAGCGAGUGCUGCCGCCGUUGGUGUGAAUGGAACUGGUGCGAGCACGAGUACGACGCUGGGUGGCAAAUCAACUGGCGCGAUUCCGAAGAUAAGCCGUAAAUCGAAACAAUCGCAGCAGCAGCAGCAGCAGCAGGGUCCAUCGGAUCCGAUUGCGGGAACUUCUGCCCCACAGUCACUUGCUGCCGGGAAUGGAUUGCCUCCGGUUGAUAUCUCCCUUGGCGCACCGGCAGAUCCAAUGUACGCGAAUGGCUGUGGAGGGCGCGUUACGAAGCCCUCGCUCCAGUGGCUGCUCGUGAACAAGUGGCUUCCACUGUGGGUUGGACAAACGCCUCCCGAUUACAAGUUUAUCGAUUUUAACUUUAUGUUUUCGCGCAACUGUGACGGUUGCUCGUCGGCCGGUGGUUCCCAUGGUCAGCAGCAGCAGCAGCCACAGGAGCUCGUACGAUAUGGAACGAUCGAUCAAGCUGAUUACAUUCCCCCGGCUCGGGAGUAUCCUACCAUGACCGGCAGUUACCCGCGCGUGCUCCGGAACACUCCUCAGCUCGCUCGGUUGCGUGAGCACGAGUACGAAAAUGUUCCGCUGAAUGAUCCACCGCCCGGCCGGGGAUUGCGUGGAAUUGCGUCUCCCCUUCAAGUAGGGCGCGCCCGUUCGGAGAGUCCCAGUCGCCCGCCCGGAUCGGAUCCACUCCGUACCUGGGCCUUCAACUUCGAAAACAAUACCUUCCGUCCAGCCCGCAGCCCAGCCCUCGCGACCUCCUCCGGUUUGGCCAUUAAUCGCGAAAAGCCGCGUGAAGUUCGUCGUAUCACCGAUGGAACGUUCGGUGCACGUGAUCUCGCCCAACCCGACACGGAAAAACCGGGUCCGAGUGGGUUGGCGAGCAAGUUCGCUCUCCUGAAGCACCCCGAACCGGACAAGGAAGAUGGCCGUCUAUCGUCCGCUUCCUCGUCAUCAGAUUCAGACAACUUUGCAAUCGAAUCACUAGCGGCAGAAUCGUCCGGAGGACAGCCGGACGAAGAGGAGGAAGAGGAAGAUGGUAGCACCCGGUCGGGGGUUGGGCGCCGGGACGAUGGUGGCCGUGUGGUGGGCAAUUCUACCGAGAAGGAAAACGUUGGCUCCUCGUCGAACGAGACGUCCGAUUCGCUUAACUACGAUGGACCGGCAUCGGCGGAUCGAUCGCUCUCGGAGGAUGAGGUGGAGGCCACACGGCCCGACAAUACGGCAUCGGAAUAAGUUUACACCGUUUUACAAGUUACUCGUUACACGUUACAGUGACCCAGCGUGACAGGUUCUCCCAGUUAGUUAGCAGUUAGUUUAAGUAGCGCUAGUGGGCCUAAUUUAAAGCUCGUUUUACUCUCUUUCCUGUGAUUUACUGAAGCGUCCGCAAACCACCGAUCGGGUGCGUGGCGUGUCUCGGAGAGGCUUUAGAGGAAGAAAAUUUACAAACAGCAGAUCAAAUCAACCCCGCAAUUCUUACUUGCUCAAUAUUUAUUAACCAUUAGCACACCACUGUUUUUCUCCCUUCCUUUAGCUCGUUUUCCUUAUUACUGAUCCUAUUUAUUGGAGCUGCAAUUGCUAGUGUUAGUGAGUUUGCCCCCCCCUUUUUUCCGACUGGCGUCUCUAAACAAGGGAGUCAGCAAAGGGGAGUGGGGGGGGGGGGAGGACAGAAAAAAGAAAACAAUAAUAAAGUAAUUCCACUGUUACCUACUAGAGAGGAGAACGGCUAAAUGCUAAAUGUCGAUUUUUAACCACUAGGAGCAUAGUAUAGAGCGCAUCUACUUUCCCCAAACACAUCCACACAUCUGAAGUACAUUGUGAGUGAGACUUAUAGGAAACGAUUUAGUAACGGUGACAGGUAGUAGCGUUUGCGUUUACAACCCCCCGUUUACUACUGCGGGGCUAUACUAGGUGUGUUAGGUAGUUUGAAAUGAGCGAGCAGACAUAUGCCAAACGGAGAGGCGCAACACGAAGCGCAUUUAGUUGGUGCAUUCCAGCAAUUAGCUAUGUAGCAGCCGUUUAGGGUUACUAUCAUUCCCGCAUUUUUGCUGUGCAGUAGUAGGCCCCGAAACCUGGCCGGGAAAAAGGGCAACGAAAGUGAGCGGUGAUGAAAAGGACAAUUGAGGCGGUACAAAUGAAUAAUCGAAAGACACACAAAGAUGGCACAAGCGCACCGGAGCCCGGGCACUAACACAUACAUUUGCACAUCAAGGUACAUUGAAACAAUAAUACAAAACGCGGACGCGAUAGAACGCGCACAUGUUCGUUAUUUUAACACAAAUAUAAAGCGCGCACCAUGCAAGCGCGUCGCCCUGUAGCGUCUAUUCUGGUACUAUCUAUAUAUUUACACUACAAAAAAAAAAAACGAAACAUUUCCUGUUACGGGGACACUGUUUUCCCGAGACAAAACAACACCUUUGUGUACCCCGCUCAUUCGCAAAGUCGCAUUUGAUAUCCUCUGUAGGCAGUUGACAUUAAAUUAUAAUAAACUGUGAAAUGUGAUUUAACGA